UAACAUUUGUAAGUUGUAACAUUAACCAAUAAAAUAAACAUUGCAAUUUUCCAGUGUCCGUGAUCAAUCGUUCGACGUUUUGAAUAAAACAAUUUUUUUAACACAAGUUAAUCAAAUUGUUAAAACAUUGACAUGACAGAUUCAAGCGGUGAUGACUUGGAUACGUCAAACGAAUGGGUGUUUUACAAAGACAGACCAGAAUGGGCGGAUGUUGUACCUAUUCAGCAGGAGGAAGGACCCUCGCCGGUUGUCAGCAUACGAUAUUCCGAUAAAUUUAAGGAUAUUUACGAUUAUGUCAGGGCUAUAAUGAAAAAAAAUGAAUAUUCCGAAAGAGCUUUCAACCUAACAACAGAUGCUCUAAAAAUGAAUCCAGCCAACUAUUCCGUGUGGCAGUACAGGAGAAUCCUCUUAAAAGAGUUAGAAAAAGAUCUGUACAAAGAGUUAGAGUAUUUAGAAGAUGUGAUAAUGCGCAAUCCAAAAAAUUACCAAGUUUGGCAUCAUAGGAUGAUUAUUGUUGAAUGGUUAUCAGACCCUUCACAAGAAUUUGAGUUUUUAAAACGUGCCAUGUCUCAGGAUGCAAAGAAUUAUCAUGCUUGGAAGCAUAGACAGUGGCUCCUUAAAACAUUUAACUUAUUUGAUAAUGAAUUGGAAUAUACAGAGCAACUUAUUGAAAAGGACAUUAGAAACAAUUCAGCAUGGAAUCAGAGAUAUUUUGUCUUAAAUUAUACUUCAAAAUUAAAUGACCGGGAUGCGCUUUUAAAAGAAAUUAAGUUUACCAUGGAUGCUAUUUUGCAAGCUACUCUCAAUGAAAGUUCCUGGAAUUUUCUAAGAGGUGUUUUAAUACAUAUGGAAAAGGGUCUCCUGGAGCCAGAGGUAUUAAAGUUUUGUUGGAGCCUGUAUGAUAGAGGAAAUAGAUCGCCUCAUCUUCUUGGUUAUUUGGUCGAUGCAUGCGCUGAAGCUGUAGAUGUUAAAUUCAGCUCUGAUCCUAGAUGUAGUAUUGAAAAAGGAGUAGAGCUUUGCAAAGAAUUAGGCGAGAAGCAGGAUACAAUUAGAGUCAAGUAUUGGAAUUAUAUGAUUGAUGUGCUGGACGCUAAAAGAAAAAACAAACUUAUAUCUGACGAUAUUGAUACUGAGAAGCAAGAAGAAAUGCAAGAGACAUCUGUUUAAAAUAAUAAGAUACUUGUAAUAAUUAACUAUUGUAAAAUUUGUAAACAAU
Molecule: messenger RNA, 1216 nt
Organism: Cimex lectularius (bed bug)
Lineage: Eukaryota; Metazoa; Arthropoda; Insecta; Hemiptera; Cimicidae
Gene: Fnta
Product: protein farnesyltransferase/geranylgeranyltransferase type-1 subunit alpha
Exons: 7
Coding region: 133-1167 (344 amino acids)
Biological process (GO): protein farnesylation; protein geranylgeranylation
Cellular component (GO): protein farnesyltransferase complex; cytoplasm; CAAX-protein geranylgeranyltransferase complex
Molecular function (GO): protein farnesyltransferase activity; CAAX-protein geranylgeranyltransferase activity
Source: RefSeq, a predicted model, not a curated record